Haliotis rubra (blacklip abalone) is the source of this 1348-nucleotide messenger RNA. Its product is annotated as ankyrin repeat and KH domain-containing protein mask-like. Gene Ontology annotation, molecular function: protein binding. The record is from RefSeq and is a predicted model, not a curated record. Bases 69 to 1208 code for a protein of 379 amino acids. The transcript has 4 exons. NCBI's taxonomy places the organism in Eukaryota, Metazoa, Mollusca, Gastropoda, Lepetellida, Haliotidae.
UUAAAGCCGUUUACCCGGUGGCGAGGUAGUCGUAUUCCUAGCUGCGUGCUGCGAAGUUCACUAGAACAAUGGAGAUCUCAACACUUGUUUUCCUGAUUUUUGUGGUGCUAGCUGUCAGCGACGUACAGGCUGCUCGCAGUGGUCCAACCUUGGCUGAUCGAGUGGCAGUGAUGGAGGAGGAGAUUAAAACAUGGAAAAUUGUAACUGUUAAAGCUAAGACCAAGAGGAGUACCUUGGCUAGACGGAUGAGACUGGUGUUAGCUGAAGUUGACAGCCUAAAAUACAGUUUACAAAACACCAAGACGCAACUGAAAGUAAUAACUCAAGAGCUGAGACAUGUUCGACAGGAAAAAGACAUGUACAGCGAGAGUGUUGGAAAACUACGCGACGAGAUGAAUAAGACGGCAGCUGAUCUGCGUGAUGCCAGGAUGCUGAUAUCUGAACUGAAUUCGACCAAUCAAGAUCUUUUUGCUACAAAACAACAGAUCACAGGUCUUACCAGGGACUUGAUGACACUGAAUUUGAGUUGUUGUGUGGUGAGGGAUGAGGCUAAAGAGACUGAUAGUAAUGAGAGUUCGAUGUCAACAUCGUCAUUGUCGCAGGUGUUACUCACGACAUCGACCACGACGUAUCCUGGAACUACUGCAGCCUCGACUGGCCCGACCCAGAACAACACCGUUCCACCAUCGCCGGUGACGACACAAGACUCUGAUCUACAGGCCUCGACAACCGACGUGAGUGAUGAUCUGACACCGAGCAAGACGGUUCCACCAGCGCCAGUGACGACGCAAGACUCUGAUCCACACACGACUCCAUCACCAGCAGACCGCCGCCUCUACUCCGCCAGCGGGGCCGGUGACCUGGAGACAGUGAAGCGGAUCCUGGCAGCGGGUCACGUGGACAUCAACACGAGAGGAGGAUACUGGAGCAAGACACCGGUGAUGGAGGCAGCAUAUGAAGGACACAGCGAUGUGGUGGAGUUCCUGGUGGGUAGAGGGGCUGAUGUGUCGCUGGUCAGCGGUAGCGGUAGCAACGUCCUUCACUACGCCUGUCUUCGUGGAGACUGGGAGAUCGUGAAGCUGAUCGUGUCCCUCAACGUGGUGGACAUCAACGCCAGGAACAACAACGGGGAGACAGCGGCCGACUACGCGAGACGCCAGGGACAUCAGCGAGUGGCGGAGUUCCUGGUGUCACGUGGUGGACACUGAAGUCGGUGUUGGUGUGGACAGUGACGGUGCACAUGUCGUUACUGACACUGACGCGGUGUGUGCCGUCCACGUUGUCGUGUGUCACGAUUCACGUGAUUUCCUUUUUUCUUCCUGAAUAUAAAUAAAACUUGUUGAAUGUA